Messenger RNA from Cucurbitaria berberidis CBS 394.84, 1512 nucleotides. RefSeq names its product UFD1-domain-containing protein. NCBI's taxonomy places the organism in Eukaryota, Fungi, Ascomycota, Dothideomycetes, Pleosporales, Cucurbitariaceae. Gene Ontology annotation, molecular function: polyubiquitin modification-dependent protein binding. The transcript has 3 exons. Gene Ontology annotation, cellular component: VCP-NPL4-UFD1 AAA ATPase complex. The record is from RefSeq and is a predicted model, not a curated record. Bases 140 to 1210 code for a protein of 356 amino acids.
CGUCAUUUGCCUUCUCAGUAAUCAACCUUCUACAUUCAUAGGCUUCUUCGCGGUCUUCUCUUGCUAUUGACUCUUUCCUUGGUCUUUAGCCCUCACCAUCAGGCCCACGCCUUCUCCUGUCCAAGGACCCUCCGCCAACAUGUUCAACCCUAAUUUCUACAACGAAGACGACCCGAUGGCCAUGUACCAAUCUCUACGGCGCGGCGGCGCCCCCAGACGCUUCGACGAGUACUUUCGCUGCUACCCCAUUGCCAUGCUCCCCGGCCCAGAGCGCGAAGAGGCGAACCACGGCGGCAAGGUGUUCCUUCCUCCAAGCGCUCUCGACAAGCUUACAAGGCUACAUAUCACAUAUCCCAUGCUUUUCGAGCUCAUCAAUGGAAAGCAGGGCCAUAAGAAGACACAUGCUGGUGUGCUGGAGUUUAUAGCGGAGGAGGGCAAGAUCUAUCUGCCGUAUUGGUUGAUGGAGACGCUCUUGCUCGAGCCUGGUGACCUUCUACAAGUCAAGUCGACCGAUCUUCCACUCGGAACCUUCAUCAAGCUCCAACCCCAAGACCCUGCCUUCCUAGAGAUCUCAGAUCCCAAGGCAGUCCUCGAGAACGCAUUCCGAAACUUCUCGUGCCUUACGACCGGCGAUAUCUUCACCUUUGCAUACAACGAUAAUGUAUACAGCAUAGCUGUACUGGAGACAAAGCCAGAACAUGCCAGCAAAGCCAUUUGCACGCUAGAAACGGAUCUGUCAGUCGACUUCGCACCGCCUGUAGACUAUCAAGAACCACAGAAGACAAGCGGGACAAGCACUCCGCGAAGUGGGAAGGGCGUCAUGGCUGGAAAAGGGGGCACAUUGCAUUCACACGGCACCAUGGCUCAAGCGAUCAACUACGCCGCUAUUGCUCCCUCAUCAACAACUGCCGCUGCCGGAGCCAAAGCCACUUCCUCAAACUUCUUCACCACAGGCCACAAGCUUUCCAAGAAAGGCAGCAAGGCUCCAACUCCACAAGCUUCUACGCCCGUGGCUGGACAGUCCACAAAUCCACCACCAACUAUACGACGCACCAACGGUCCGCAACCGCUCAGGUUAGCUCCUGGCAAGCUCUUCUUCGGAUACGGGAUCAAGCCAGUCAAGGGCAAAGAGGAGGAGGGUGAGCAGAAGGAGUCGAAACAUUUUGAGGGCGCAGGUCAGACGCUGCGGAAGAAGAAGGGUGACAAAUAGUGCUAAAGAAAGGGUACUAGGGGCAGUUUUGAUUUUCCACAUGUUCGAAGCAUUUCACGGCGCUGAAACAAGAGCUGGACGGAGGACAUGGCGUGCGGCGUUUACAACAGAUACCUCCGGACUGUGUUUGCAUCGAUCAUACUUGGGCUAAGCCCAAAAACCUUGAUCACUGCGAUACAUUGACCAAAAAGAUUGUGACUCCCUGAUUUAUCCAGAUUGACUCGUCGUAACUAUGCUAAUAACAUAUAGCGCAUCUCGUUAGAGGGUAUCACAUUAGAUUUUAAGAUGCUCACAAACCAAGG